This is a messenger RNA of Anisakis simplex (herring worm), 399 nucleotides long. The record is from the annotation of a GenBank genome assembly. Lineage: Eukaryota; Metazoa; Nematoda; Chromadorea; Rhabditida; Anisakidae.
ACUUNCACUGAGCAUUCACUCGUUCAUUUACAGAAAGUUCGAUUCGGAAAAGCUGAAUGCGAUGCGUUGAAAAAAUUCGAAACCCUACAUCAUCAAGAUCUUUGGGCGUGGAUCAUCGAUAAGUCAAAAGAGGGCAUUGAUAAAGGGAAAGAGCUGAGAUUUUUGUCUAUCUCGGAUGAGGCGAAUAUUUUCGCGAUACUAUUAGCUGAGCAGUUGCCGAAUUCAAAGAUGACGUGCGCGAUUCGUAAUGAAUUACCGAAAAUCGACUUGCCAACUAACGUGACUGUGGUGAAUUACAAAACCGUUGAUGAACUCCUAGCUGUAAGUUUUUAUGUGAUUUUUCUUCGCAUGCUAUCCGCUGCGUUCAGUUUCAUUUGCUCAUUAAAAUUUUACGGCUAA